AAUGUGUCUUACAAUAUGUUUUGUGUUGUGAACUUCAGUUAAGUUUUUAAUUUUUUAAAGUGUGAACGUAAAUAAGGAUAUAACGAAAUUAUAAACGGUGCGAGCUAUGGCUGCAUCACACAUCUUGAGCGCAGUGGAGCCGAGCGUGGGCGGAAGCGCGCGCGGUGGCCGCGAGCGCGAAGUCGGCGUAGCGCUUGACGACCGCGACCUUUGGGUGCGCUUUCAAACCCUCACCAAUGAGAUGAUCGUCACCAAAAACGGAAGACGUAUGUUCCCUGUGGUCAAAGUGACGGCUAGUGGUCUGGAUCCGACUGCGAUGUACACGGUGCUACUAGAGUUUGUGCAAGUUGACUCACAUCGAUGGAAAUACGUCAACGGGGAAUGGGUACCCGGUGGAAAAGCAGAAGUCCCGCCCUCCAACGCCAUCUAUAUUCAUCCGGAGAGCCCAAACUUUGGAGCACAUUGGAUGAAGGAGCCAAUUUCAUUUGCUAAAGUCAAACUUACGAAUAAAACUAACGGGAAUGGACAGAUAAUGCUGAACUCACUACAUAAGUAUGAACCGCGGGUGCACCUGGUUAAAGUGGGUACGGACCUGCGCCGCAUCAUGACGUACCCGUUCCCAGAGACACAGUUUAUAGCAGUGACAGCCUACCAGAACGAAGAAGUCACUUCCCUCAAGAUAAAAUACAACCCUUUCGCAAAAGCAUUCCUAGACGCCAAAGAACGACCGGAGGGAUACUAUCAAAGAGACUUUGUUGGAACUCAUUACCCACAGCAAAGUAACUCUCCGCACCAGUAUCCACAAUUCGGAGGAUGGUUCGUUACUUCUCAAUCGUUGUAUGGCAGCAGCAACACCGUGUCGAGAAGACCGGCCCCGUACCCACCGCGGCCACCUUCAAGGCCUAGGACUCUAUCACCGCCGUCUACGUACAGCAACGUGGAACGUUCAUCUGCGGGUGCGUCUAACGGCAGCAGCAGCUACACGUGGGCGGGCAGUGGGUACUGGAGCGCGGCGCAGAGCAGCCCCCCGCAGCCCGCCUCGCCUACGCCUUACCGUACGCCGCCGCACGCCUACCCCGCGCCUCUCGAGUACUCGCCCGCCCCUGCGGCCUCGGCUACGCCGGCCGCGGCGCCUGCUCCGCUCUACCCCCUCCAGUACGAUGCCCCCGCGCAGCACCACUCGCCGUACUAUCAACACGCAUACGCCCCGUACGCUCAUCACGCUAUAGAAGACAUUUCUUAUUGGCCAAACAGCUUGAACACGUACGGCUAUCAACCUUCGGAAUACGUUGGCACUGGGGAAGUGGCUUAUGGUACUGACGGUAUGUCCUUUGGUCCCAGCGGUCCUACACUAGAAGCGACUACUGGGGAAGGUCGCAACACACCAUCUGGCUCUGAACAUCAAUCCGGAGAAAGGGAGUACAAAUUCAGUACGGAAGAAGAACGUCAUUCUCCGUGUGAGGAAUCGGCCUUACCACCACGAUCACCAACGCAGUGACAACUAAAGUUUUAUGUGUGUUUAGGAAUACCUUAUGUUAAUAGACCGAUUAAAACACCAAUUUUUAUGGAUGCUAAUUUUAAUUUAAUUACGUUACUUAGUUAAUUUUUGCAAAUAUAAAGGUAGGCAGUAAUAUUUUUAUUUUAUUUUAAUAGGAAUUACUAGUUGACCAGUUGAUAUAGUAACAAAGGCGUCGCCAGCCGAUGACCUAGGCUAGAUCUAGGUGGGGGCUAGUAUUUAAAAUUCUAUUUUCUAUUCACGAAAAUUGACAAGUUUUUUCGCUUUAUCUACGAGUAUGUAGAUAUUUGGGGGCUUGUAAGCACCUUAUGGCAUUUGCAAGUAGUUUAUGUAUCUUUUUUACAUUUUUUCGAUUCUGUAAGGGGUUGCUGCCACUCACUGCCUCCCCUUGGCGACGCCUAUGUAUGGUAAUUGUAUUGAUAAUACUCGUAUAUGUAUAUAUGAUUUCAUUUGAAAAACUAGGAAUUACAUGUUAUUUAAGAUUCCCGAAGUACGGAUGUUGUUGCCGAAACAUCGUGCUGAUUUUGUUUUUUUAACUUCAUAUUAAAAUCGUAAAUCGCCGUAGCAAUUUAAAAAGCCUAAACUAUCGUUUGAAAGGUAAUCGACAAAUUUGUGUAACACUUCUCAUAAAAUGUACAGAAAAAAAUUCGGAUUUAAAAUUCCGCCAUUACGCAACAACAUCGAAUGGCUAGCCAGCAUAGGUUACCAUAGAAUUAAUUAGUAGAUGUUAUAAAAAUGGUGCUAUAAUAUUGGCACGUCCAAGAGUCCUUUACCUCAACUACUACUCAACUAAUUAGGAUUAAUAAUGAAAAACAUUAAUAGGUUAUUAUGUUGUACGUAUACUUCUGCUAGAUUUUCAAAUUUAGCCUUAAAGUUGACCACAGUUCGACUAUUAUAAUAAUAGUAUAAUUAAAAAUGCAAAUAGAAGAAUAUGUUAAGAUCCUGCUUUU
Papilio xuthus (Asian swallowtail) is the source of this 2466-nucleotide messenger RNA. RefSeq names its product T-domain transcriptional activator brachyenteron (gene byn). Bases 107 to 1498 code for a protein of 463 amino acids. The record is from RefSeq and is a predicted model, not a curated record. Lineage: Eukaryota; Metazoa; Arthropoda; Insecta; Lepidoptera; Papilionidae. Gene Ontology annotation, biological process: positive regulation of DNA-templated transcription; cell fate specification; regulation of transcription by RNA polymerase II. Gene Ontology annotation, cellular component: nucleus; chromatin. Gene Ontology annotation, molecular function: DNA-binding transcription factor activity, RNA polymerase II-specific; RNA polymerase II cis-regulatory region sequence-specific DNA binding. The transcript has 8 exons.